Nematolebias whitei (Rio pearlfish) is the source of this 372-nucleotide messenger RNA. RefSeq names its product MICOS complex subunit MIC26-like. The record is from RefSeq and is a predicted model, not a curated record. Lineage: Eukaryota; Metazoa; Chordata; Actinopteri; Cyprinodontiformes; Rivulidae. The transcript is spliced from 5 exons. The annotation marks the transcript as partial. Gene Ontology annotation, cellular component: MICOS complex. Gene Ontology annotation, biological process: cristae formation.
CCAAAGCCUCCAUCGGAGGCGCCGGAGCCGAGUCAUCUGGAGCAGAGCGUCGCCUCGCUGAGGAGGCGUGCUGAGCCGUACGUGGACCUGGGUCAGCGAGCUGUCCAGACUGCGUUGGAGAAAGUUGAACAGACGUACGGGAGGAUGGAGCCGACCAUAAACACGUCAGUGACGACUGUCAGCGAGACGGUUCAGUUUCUCAGUGACCCGCCUCCGGACCUUUACCCCAGCGUGGCUGUGGUGGGGUUCUCCGGCUUCCUGGGACUUUAUUUGGCCAAAGGCUCCAGGAUGAAACGAUUCCUGCUUCCUGCUGGACUCAUGGCUCUGAGCGCCUCCAUGUUCUACCCUCAGCAGGCGGCGGCACUGUUAAAG